AUGUCUUAACACAAAAAUAAUGCAGUAAUUGAUUGUUAAGAAUUCAAUCAAUAAAUUACUGUCACGUCAAAUGUCACAUUUUGUCUAAAACUAGAAAUUUCCUCUUGAAUUCUGAUGGAAAAAACCAAAAAAGCAGUUGAAGAAUGCAAAAACACCGCGGAAGAAGCUUUUGAGACUAGUUCGAAGUUGAUUGAAGAAAAGACAGAAAAAGUUCGAAAGGAAAUUCAAAAUUUAACCAAAAAAACUCAUUUGGAAAUCGACAAAAUUCUGAAUAAUUCUGAAAUUAAUCUUAAGGCAAAUUAUGAAAAAGAUAUGACCGAUAACCUUAAUAAGUCCGAGUCUCAUAAAGAACUGAACACCAAGGUACAAUCCACUUCUAAAACCGUUGAAGCGAAUAAAUCUCAAAUUACUAAAAGUUCAGUAGAAAGUCUUCCAAGUCUCACUUCCAAACAGUCCAAAUUAAAAUCGGUAACAAGCAUAUUCACAAAAAGCCUGAAAAGUCUCCUAUCAAAGAGUAAAUCUAAAAGAGAGGUCGAAGAAUUAGAAGAACCAUCUAAUUCAAAUGAGGAGAAUAUUUCUCGAAAGUUGACGAAGGUUUUGGAGAAAGUAAAAGACGUUACCGAACCUGUGGAAAAACAAGUGGAACGUAAAUCAGUUGUAAAAGAUCACAAUUCUAUUAAUACUGUACAAGACGAAAUAAAGGAAACAAAUAAGAGCAAAACGGACAUUUUAACCACCCAAGAGUCUCGUGAAUUUGAUGAAGCCGAGGCUAGAAAUCGCCUUGAAGAACUUAAACAAAAAUCACUUGAAAUUGCAGAGACCGUAAAAAAACAACUAACCAAGAAAUUCGAUUGAAUUCAUUCAAUUUCAUCGAUGUCAGAACUUGCACAGAAAAUUCACCCUAAAAUUACUGAAACUUUUCAAAGCGUUGAAGAUAUAUUUCGGCUACAAGUUCAAGAAAUAAAAUUACAGUAUAAAGAUAAAUUCGAGUCUAAAUCUAAGGAAAUAACCAAUUACUACGACAUGAAAGCAGUUGUAGUACCUAUGCAUAAAGAAGCAAUUUCGAUAAUAAAUGGUAAAUUAAAUAAAGCGAAUAAUAUUAUAGUGAAGUCUACGGGCGAAUUGAAACAACUGAUUCAUGAACACAUUCCGGAUAAUCAAGACUCAUUAGAUAAAUUUAUUGAAACUGAAUUGAUGAGGUGCAAAGAACAUAUGCAACAGGAAGUUAGUAAUGUAAAGACAGAAAUUUAUGAUUUUGCAUUUGAUUGUAUCAAAAAGAGUGUCAUGUCGUAAUAACAAGAUUGAUUGAUUGAU
Molecule: messenger RNA, 1314 nt
Organism: Aethina tumida (small hive beetle)
Lineage: Eukaryota; Metazoa; Arthropoda; Insecta; Coleoptera; Nitidulidae
Exons: 2
Coding region: 115-855 (246 amino acids)
Source: RefSeq, a predicted model, not a curated record